AAAUUAUAAAAAAAAAAGUAGAAAACAAAACCGAAAAACGCAUGCCUUUUUCUUUCUCUGUCUCCGUCCACAAAAGCCCACGAGCAUUUUCUUUUCUUUUUCCUUCGAUCUCAACAACAACAAUGGCGGUUAAUCCAUCGACUCACUGUACGCCUCCACUGGGUCGGUCUCUAGCUCCUCGGUCGCCACCUCUUGCCGCCUUCAAUCGGGCGUCAUCGCUACUCACUUCCUUAAACGAAGCUUCGUAUCCUAGAAUCGUCUCGGUUCGUUCCCAAAUGCCUAGUUCGGAUGGGUUUGGGCACAUGAAAUCCAUGGUGGAAUCUGAAGCUCUAAUUGGAUCAUCUGGUGCGUCUUCAUCAUCCGCGAUUGAUUUCCUCACAUUGUGCCAUCAAUUGAAGACAACAAAACGGAAGGGAUGGAUCAACCAUGGGAUAAAGGGUCCUGAAUCAAUUGCUGACCAUAUGUACCGCAUGGCAUUGAUGGCUCUCAUUGCGGGCGAUCUUCCUGGUGUGAACCGAGAAAGGUGUAUAAAGAUUGCAAUUGUGCAUGACAUUGCGGAAGCUAUUGUUGGAGACAUAACACCAUCUGAUGGUGUGCCUAAAAAAGAAAAAAGUAGACGCGAGCAAGCAGCUUUAAAUGAAAUGUGUGAACUUCUUGGUGGAGGAAUGAGGGCUGAAGAGAUCAAAGAACUAUGGGCAGAGUAUGAAAACAAUGCUUCCUUAGAGGCCAACCUUGUGAAAGAUUUUGACAAAGUUGAGAUGAUUUUGCAAGCAUUGGAAUAUGAAAUGGAACAUGGAAAGGUUUUGGAUGAGUUUUUCCAUUCAACGGCAGGAAAAUUUCAGACUGAAAUAGGAAAAAGUUGGGCAGCUGAAAUUAUUUCAAGAAGAAACUCUAGAUUGGCUGGCAAGCUACAUUGAUUGUAUGGUUUGGCCACAGUUUCCAUCUUUCUGUGUCGUAGGGCUAGUCUCUUUUGCUACUUAAGACUUCCUCACUUCAAACACCCUCACAUAUGGUUGCCAAGGUAGGCCCUUGAUUGCGGAAACUCUAGCUUGUAAGUGGAAGCAUCGAGUUGCUUAUCAUAAUAUAACCAAAGGUUCAGAUUUUUGAAAUCCUUUUGUAGCCACUAACAAGAUCUCCACAUAAUUGUACUAGGGCCUGGGUAGUGUCUCACACAGUAACUUUAGCAUUUGAAAGACAAAUCUAAUAAUGGAUGUUUUUGGAAUACACAAGCUGAUGCUUUUCCACCCUCUCAAUUUAGCAAUAAGCAAUUUUUUUUUCUUUUUUAA
This is a messenger RNA of Jatropha curcas, 1286 nucleotides long. Its product is annotated as Metal-dependent phosphohydrolase. Gene Ontology annotation, cellular component: cytoplasm. NCBI's taxonomy places the organism in Eukaryota, Viridiplantae, Streptophyta, Magnoliopsida, Malpighiales, Euphorbiaceae. Gene Ontology annotation, molecular function: 5'-deoxynucleotidase activity. The record is from RefSeq and is a predicted model, not a curated record.